This is a messenger RNA of Cervus elaphus (red deer), 446 nucleotides long. Its product is annotated as histone H2A type 1-H. The coding region runs from base 45 to 431 and encodes 128 amino acids. Gene Ontology annotation, molecular function: DNA binding; structural constituent of chromatin; protein heterodimerization activity. NCBI's taxonomy places the organism in Eukaryota, Metazoa, Chordata, Mammalia, Artiodactyla, Cervidae. The transcript has a single exon. The record is from RefSeq and is a predicted model, not a curated record. Gene Ontology annotation, cellular component: nucleosome.
GUUACAUUGCUGAAUUUAACUGCGCUGCACUUGUGGAAUACGAAAUGUCUGGACGUGGUAAGCAAGGUGGCAAGGCUCGUGCUAAAGCCAAAACCCGUUCCUCGCGGGCUGGACUCCAGUUCCCCGUAGGCAGGGUACAUCGCUUGCUCCGCAAAGGCAACUAUGCUGAGCGGGUAGGUGCCGGGGCCCCGGUGUACUUGGCGGCGGUGCUGGAGUACCUGACGGCUGAGAUUUUGGAGCUGGCGGGCAAUGCGGCCCGCGACAACAAGAAAACGCGAAUCAUCCCGCGUCAUUUGCAGCUGGCUAUCCGCAACGAUGAAGAACUCAACAAACUGCUGGGAAAGGUCACCAUUGCUCAGGGUGGUGUCUUACCCAACAUCCAGGCUGUGCUACUACCUAAGAAAACUGAGAGCCACCACAAGGCCAAAUAGAGACUUUAGGAAAAG